AUGAGUCUUGCUGCACUUGCUCUGCGCGAGGCGAGGAGCAUCUUCCGUCGUCUAUACAGCCCCGGUGGUACAGUGUAACGUUAUACAGUAACGCGAAUCGGCAAUAGGUUCCAGCUGCUGCUACAGCCCCCGGAUCUGCCCACGUACAUAGAUACUUGACUUGACUGGUGAAUCGAGUUCCGUUCCUACGUAGUCUUCAGUCGCACGCGCACCUGGAUAACCCCGAAAGCUUCUCUACACAAAACAACACAGUGAGCUGAUUGCCCAGCAUACCUCGUAGCUGCCGUAGGAAGCCGAAAGAUGAUUCUCCAACGGCACUUGUUCUUCAUCCUGUAUAGCUUCUGUGGAUUCGCCUCGAAAGUGGCUGAAACAAGUAAAACCAAAAUCAGAGGGUCAUCAGGCCAGUUUCCCCUGACCCAAAAUAUGACAGUGACCGAGGGGGGUACGGUCAACAUGACCUGCAGAGUGGAAUACAACGACAACACUUCCCUCCAGUGGUCCAACCCGACACAGCAGACGCUGUUCUUUGGGGACAAGAAAGCGCUUAGGGACAACCGGAUCGAGCUAGUUCGGGCAUCAUUGGCAGAGCUUACCAUUAGCAUCAGCGACAUCAGCCUAUCAGAUGAGGGACAGUACACCUGCUCUCUGUUCACCAUGCCUGUCAAGACGUCCAAGGCAUUCCUUACAGUAUUGGGAGUUCCAGAGAGGCCAGAGAUAACAGGGUUCACCAAGCCAGCCAUGGAGGGAGAUGAGAUCACCUUAACUUGCACCUCUUCUGGCAGCAAACCUGCAGCACACAUUCACUGGUUCAGGAAUGACAAGGAAGUACAAGGCACUAAGGAAGUGAAUGCUACAGGGAAGUCCUUCACAGUGAAGAGCAGUCUGCAGCUGCAGGUGGAUCGGAGAGAUGACGGGGUGGCCUACACCUGUAGUGUGGAACAUGUUUCCCUGGCCUCCAACCCUUACCAGGUCACAGAGGUCCUCCAAGUUCACUAUGCACCCCAUGUUGAGAUCUCCCACUCCAUGAUCAUCCCACAGGAAGGACAGUACUUCAAACUGGAGUGUGUCUCCAAAGGAAACCCUCUACCAGAGCCAGUGUUGUGGUCUAAAGAUGGAGGGGAGCUGCCGGAUGUAGAGCGAAUGAUCGUGGAAGGCAGGGAGCUCACCAUCACAAGCCUCAACAAGACAGAUAACGGCACUUAUCGCUGUGAGGCCAGCAACUACUUGGGCACCAGUGGAGCUGAAUACCUGCUCUUCGUAUAUGCCAAAGACUUCCCAGAGCCCACCUCAGAUCCCAAUGCGAUAGGACAGCAUAGUCCUGACCAUGCGUUAAUAGGAGGAGUUGUGGCGGUGGUGGUGUUCAUCUUGUUGUGUUUGAUAAUAGCUCUAGGACGCUAUCUGGCCAGACACAAAGGAACUUACCUAACACAUGAGGCUAAAGGCUCGGAGGAUGCCCCAGAUGCUGACACAGCCAUCAUCAACGCAGAGGGAAACCACCUGCAUGCUGAAGAAAAGAAAGAAUAUUACCAGGAAGAGGCAAGAAAUGUGCUUCAUCCGAUGCCGGAAAACCUUGGCUAUACCAAUAAUUAUGCUUUAAGAGAGGAAUAUGUGAAAUGUAUCAAUGUGAACCAUAUUUGAUGGAGUUUUGUUGUAAAAAUUAUUUAAGAAAUUGUAUCAGGGUGUCAUCUGGACUUUACAAUAUUAUUGGAGAGGCACCAUGUGGUUGAAUUCAAUCUACAGAAUAGUUAAAAAACUGACAUUAUAUGGAAACUAAAAGUUUCAUUGCAGAAAAAAGCACAAUCCGUAUGAUUGUUGAUGUUUGAAUGUGGAUAUUAAUCGAUGGGAUUUACUUAUUUUCUUGGAUUUAUCAGUAUAUCCCUGUUUAGCUGAGAAAGCCUGGCCUAGUAUCAUGAUUUCUUUUUUUUUUAACAGAGAUUAUAAUAAAAGCACAAUGUCCAAGGACACAAACACAGAUAUAUUCACACAGUAUAACAAUUCAGUUUUCACUGCAUCUAAAUUCUCUGAAAUGUUCAGACUAAUGGGUGGAGAUUUGGCCUGGGAUUCAUUCUGAUUGCAGGUGUUUGACAAUAUUUGUGGUCGCAAAUAUAUCGUUCGAGGUAAGACUGCAUGCCAUAUCAUUGGUUCAAUUUGGCUUUAAAAGUGGUUGUUGACAACCCGUAGUCAAAUGAAAUCACCCUUGGCCUCUGCUUCAGAUACUAUGAUGAACCCUUACUGAGUCACUAACUAACCAUAAUUACACUGACUAUGUCACCUAUGACUAUGUCAACUAUGACUAUGUCAACUAUGAUGUCCCUAAGUCAUGAACUAGUGUAAUCCUGACUGAGUCACUAACUAUGAUGACCCUGACUAAGUCACUUAAUAACCAUAAUGACCCGGACUGAGUCACUUAUUAAAUAUAAUGACCCUGACUGAGUCACUAACAAAUUAUGAUGACCAUGACGAUGUCUUUACCUAUGAUGACUCUGACUAAGACACUAUGUUAGCCCUGAUAGUCACUAACUGACUAUGAUGACACUGACUAAGACACUAUGUUAGCCCUGAUAGUCACUAACUGACUAUGGUGACACUGACUAAGACACUAUGUUAGCCCUGAUAGUCACUAACUGACUAUGAUGACUCUGACUAAGACACUAUGUUAGCCCUGAUAGUCACUAACUGACUAUGGUGACACUGACUAAGACACUAUGUUAGCCCUGAUAGUCACUAACUGACUAUGAUGACACUGACUAAGACACUAUGAUAGCUCUGAUAGUCACUAACUGACUAUGAUGACACUGACUAAGACACUAUGUUAGCCCUGAUAGUCACUAACUGACUAUGGUGACACUGACUAAGACACUAUGUUAGCCCUGAUAGUCACUAACUGACUAUGAUGACUCUGACUAAGACACUAUGUUAGCCCUGAUAGUCACUAACUGACUAUGAUGACACUGACUAAGACACUAUGAUAGCCCUGAUAGUCACUAACUGACUAUGAUGACUCUGACUAAGACACUAUGAUAGCUCUGAUAGUCACUAACUGACUAUGAUGACACUGACUAAGACACUAUGUUAGCCCUGAUAGUCACUAACUGACUAUGAUGACACUGACUAAGACACUAUGUUAGCCCUGAUAGUCACUAACUGACUAUGAUGACACUGACUAAGACACUAUGUUAGCCCUGAUAGUCACUAACUGACUAUGGUGACACUGACUAAGACACUAUGUUAGCCCUGAUAGUCACUAACUGACUAUGAUGACACUGACUAAGACACUAUGUUAGCUCUGAUAGUCACUAACUGACUAUGAUGACACUGACUAAGACACUAUGUUAGCUCUGAUAGUCACUAACUGACUAUGAUGACACUGACUAAGACACUAUGUUAGCCCUGAUAGUCACUAACUGACUAUGAUGACUCUGACUAAGACACUAUGAUAGCUCUGAUAGUCACUAACUGACUAUGAUGACACUGACUAAGACACUAUGUUAGCCCUGAUAGUCACUAACUGACUAUGAUGACUCUGACUAAGACACUAUGAUAGCCCUGAUAGUCACUAACUGACUAUGAUGACACUGACUAAGACACUAUGUUAGCCCUGAUAGUCACUAACUGACAAUGAUGACACUGACUAAGACACUAUGUUAGCCCUGAUAGUCACUAACUGACUAUGAUGACACUGACUAAGACACUAUGUUAGCCCUGAUAGUCACUAACUGACAAUGAUGACACUGACUAAGACAUUAUGUCAGCCCUGAUAGUCACUAACUGACUAUGAUGACACUGACUAAGACACUAUGAUAGCCCUGAUAGUCACUGACUAUGAUGACACUAAGACACUAUGAUAGCCCUUAUAAUCACUAACUGACUAAGACAUUAUGAUAGCCCUGAUAGUCACUGACUAUGAUGACACUAAGACACUAUGAUAGCCCUUAUAGUCACUAACUGACUAUGAUGACACUGACUAAGUUACUUACUAUUAGAAGUAAAGGGCAUUAGCUCCUGUUUAUCUCUCAGAAGAAGACAAGUAACAGAGGAUUAGUACUGGAUGGGCCAUGAAUAGGAGGAUAUUAGGUCUGCUCCCUAAAUGGCACCCUAUUCACUUCAUAGAACAUUACUUUGACCAGAGCCCUGAGUGCACCACCACAGGAAGGGGCUGCCAUUUGGGACUGGGGCGUAACUUUAUUUUUAUAACACUCCCUUGUUCGUUUUGCUGUACAUGACUUUGCUAAUGUGAUUAUUACUGGUGGACAAUAUUGUUGAACUUUGGGAACCUGGGAACAUUUAAAUGUGUAUAUCAGACAACACAGCAUAUCUAUUUAAAGUAUUCCAUGUGUUUUUUGUUGUUCUUUUUGUUCUUUUUCAUUUCUUCAAUUAAGAACAAGCAGUUUAUUUCACAACAAGGGAUGUAAAUAUUGUAUAAGUAUUACAUUUUGGUAAAAAAAUUACAAAAAAAUGAAUUGAAUUGAAUCUUUUCAUUUCAGGGCAGAGCAGUUGGAGUCAAUUUUCCUUUUUCAUUGCUUUUAAAAAAUUCUGUAAAUGUGAAUUCUAAUUGAUUAAUUCAGACUCACAGAUAAUGAAUUGAUUCUUAUUGAUUGAUUAUAUUGUACUAUAUUCAUUGAUAAUAUUACAAUAGUAGCUGUCUGAUGUUUACAUUUCAUAAUUUUAUUCAAAUCAAGUCAAUUAUUCAAGAAAUGUCUUUCAUGAAAACAAUAAAACAAUCACCGUUAUGGCCUUUGAGUUUGCUGCAAACAGUUGUUAUGGCAUGUAAAGGCUUUGGUGAACCAGGCUUCUCCACACUCUGUACAUAGGUUCUUUAUCAAAGACAUUCAAACACAUGACAGAUAUUCAUAAUACAUAAUGUUAUUUUGUUUGUUCAGUUUAAUGCUAUUAAUAAGUAAUUUUUGUAUUGAAUCACUGUUAUUGCGUUGCAUUUAAGGACGAGGGGGGGUUUAGGUGGGGACUAUGUGAGAGUGAGAUUGGCUUUUUCAGUAUUAAAGAUCCAUUUUCAAAACUAUGCCACUGUAAAAAAAUACAUGAAUAUGAACACUGAGGAAAAGUGAUGAUUAAAAAAUGAACAAACAUA
This is a messenger RNA of Esox lucius (northern pike), 5086 nucleotides long. It is a transcript of the gene cadm2b, whose product is annotated as cell adhesion molecule 2b. The coding region runs from base 301 to 1638 and encodes 445 amino acids. The transcript is spliced from 12 exons. The record is from RefSeq and is a predicted model, not a curated record. NCBI's taxonomy places the organism in Eukaryota, Metazoa, Chordata, Actinopteri, Esociformes, Esocidae.